AUGCUGCUGAAAUGCUUCUUUGCUUCUAAAUAUUCACAGCAACUCCAACACGCCUAUAUUCAGUUUGCUGCCGCUGCUCUUAGAGAUUACCCUUAUUUGUGUUUUACUGUUGCUUAUUCAGUUUAUCGUGUCAUUCUCAUGGAUGCUUACUAUCCCGAGCAUAAAUACAACACACGAUCGCCUCGUGAAACCAUCACACUUACGCCUGAUUCAUCAACCCGCAUCAAGUGGUCCGAAGUCUCCAUCGACCAGUGGUCGCCCACUGUAUCCUCUUUCCGACCGCCUAAAAAGCGUCACUCUCGGCAAUCUAAGACUAUCUCUGCCUUCGUUGAACCAAAAGCUAAACCAAAAUCCUUGGCUUCAGAUACACUGAGUUUCAUAGCUUCCACUGAAGCCCCCACUUCGACUUCAAGCUCUCUCGCAUGUCACUCUUGUCGC
This is a messenger RNA of Protopolystoma xenopodis, 438 nucleotides long. The record is from the annotation of a GenBank genome assembly. NCBI's taxonomy places the organism in Eukaryota, Metazoa, Platyhelminthes, Monogenea, Polystomatidea, Polystomatidae.